Opisthocomus hoazin is the source of this 1378-nucleotide messenger RNA. RefSeq names its product TNF superfamily member 13b (gene TNFSF13B). Gene Ontology annotation, molecular function: receptor ligand activity; tumor necrosis factor receptor binding. Gene Ontology annotation, cellular component: membrane. Gene Ontology annotation, biological process: immune response; positive regulation of B cell proliferation. Lineage: Eukaryota; Metazoa; Chordata; Aves; Opisthocomiformes; Opisthocomidae. The record is from RefSeq and is a predicted model, not a curated record.
CAGAGAGCAACUGGUAGCAUGGAUUGCACCUCGGAAGGGGACAGCUGAACUCUCCCUCUGGCUGUAGUGAGGAAAGAGCAGCGAUGAAAUCCGUGGACUGUGUGCACGUCAUCCCGCAGAAGGAUACCGCCUCCUCUCCCUCUGCCCCCCCCGGUGCUGCUGCAGGCGCCACGGGACUCUUUUCUGUCGCAUUCCUGUGGCUGGCGAUGCUCCUGUCCUUUUGCCUUGCAGCAGCGUCUCUUUACCAUGUUAUCACCCUGAAAACAGAAUUAGAAGCUCUGCGCAGCGAGCUGAUCUACAGGGUCCAGGCAAGGUCUCUGCUAGACCGGCCACCUGUGUCCCCUGAUGAAAGUAAAGCGGGUGCCCCUGUUUCUUCCUUCCUGCAAGCGUCUGCAGCUGGCGCCAGGCAGGAGAACAGGCUUCCUGGUCCUGGCCCGACUGGAAGCGUCCGAAAGGAAAUCUGGGAUGGGAGCAGAGACAGGGGGAGAAGGUCUGUUGUCCAUGCAGAAGAAACAGUGCUGCAGGCCUGCUUGCAACUGAUUGCUGACAGCAAAAGCGAUAUCCAACAGAAAGAUGAUUCAAGCAUUGUCCCUUGGCUUCUGAGCUUUAAACGUGGAACAGCUCUGGAAGAACAAGGAAAUAAAAUAGUGAUCAAAGAAACAGGAUAUUUUUUCAUAUAUGGCCAGGUUUUAUAUACAGAUACAACAUUUGCUAUGGGACACCUAAUACAGAGGAAGAAGGCCCACGUGUUUGGUGAUGAUCUCAGCUUGGUGACAUUGUUUCGUUGCAUCCAAAAUAUGCCACAGUCUUAUCCGAAUAAUUCUUGUUAUACUGCUGGCAUUGCAAAAUUAGAAGAAGGGGAUGAACUUCAACUUACAAUACCACGAAGAAGGGCCAAAAUAUCCUUGGAUGGAGAUGGUACUUUUUUUGGUGCAGUUAGACUCCUCUGAAGCCCUUGAUUUCUGUUAUGCUUAAUGCAGUUUUCUUCUUUUCCUAUGCCUUUGUCAGAAAAAAUACUGAAUUGUAAUAAAGCUGCCAAUUCCAUCUCUCCCCAUCCACCACCAACUUCUGAGAACUUUUCUUCGGUUUAAUAAGCGAACCCAAAACAGAAAACGCACCAGACAUACUUGUGAGAUAUAACCAUCAUGUGAUUAACAGAAAACCGAUUGAUUUUAGACAAUGGGAGCACUAAAUAACAACUGUGAAGCAAUGUUUUUUUGGCUUUGAAACAAUUUAUUGUCCAUCAGACAAAUCAAAUGAGCUGGCCAUAAAAUACAGCAUAAACAGGACCAUUGAUUAUCAAAUUAUUAUCCAUAAUUGAAAAGGAAAACUAAAACACAAGUACAUCUUACAUUUGCUUUAUUCCAUCAAUAAAAUA